Molecule: messenger RNA, 1614 nt
Organism: Aspergillus puulaauensis
Lineage: Eukaryota; Fungi; Ascomycota; Eurotiomycetes; Eurotiales; Aspergillaceae
Exons: 2
Coding region: 1-1614 (537 amino acids)
Biological process (GO): transmembrane transport
Molecular function (GO): transmembrane transporter activity
Source: RefSeq, a predicted model, not a curated record
AUGACAGCUCUUCAACACAACACUGACUGGAAUGUAUCCAGGUCAGACGUGUUCCUGAUUGGAAGUUUGACGUUGUUAUCAUUGAUGGCGGCUUUUGACGCUACAAUUCUGAUUCCCACACUGCCAGUAGGAAACGCACAAAGCCUCAAUGGAACCGCCAGCGAUACAUUUUGGGCGGGAACUUCAUUCCUUCUCGCAAACGCCGUCUGCCAACCAGUCAUCGCAGCUAUCUCCGAAAUCUUCGGACGUCGGGCCCUGCUUAUCAUCAUGAUUCUGGUGUUCUCCCUUGGGACGGCUCUAGCAUGUUCUGCGCACGCUUUCCCGCAACUCCUCGCAGGCCGCUCCGUACAGGGUAUUGGCGCAGGAGGAAUUUUCUCCAUGGUGCUGGCUAUAUUCACAGAUCUUAUUCCUCUUCGACUGCGACCAAAGUAUUGGGCUGCGAUACAAGGGGCUUGGGCCGUGGGAACGGUCGUGGGGCCAGUUAUCGGCGGCGCAUGCGCGCAUCCUCAAACGUGGCGGUGGGUUUUUUACAUUAAUUUUCCACUGUGUGCUAUUUCGUUGGUGGCUGUUCUAUUGUUGUAUCGGCCCGAAGGGUCUUUUGGCACAAGGACGCAAGAAUCAUUUCUAACAAAGUCACAUCGGCUCGAUUUCGUUGGUUAUGGGUUGUUUCUGGGCAGUACGACCAGCUUUUUAAUCGGAAUUACAUGGGGAGGCGUACAGUACAACUGGGAUUCCGCACAAGUUAUUGUUCCAAUAAUCCUAGGAUUAGCAGGGAUCGCCUUCACAAUUACAUGGGAGAAGUGGGGAACGGAGAGUCCUUUUCUGCCGAUUUGGAUUUUUGAAGAUUUUCGAACGACAGCAACGUAUCUUGGUGGGAUGCUCCAAGGUUUAAUUGUGCGUUCGGUCGCGCAAUCCAUCUUGCAUUUCCAGAGAGCAGAAAAUACUGACGGACCAUUCCAGCUCUUUGCCGAAGCGUACUACAUCGCUGUUUACCUCGAAGGCGUGAAACUCUUCGACCCCUUGAAAACAGGCUUAAGUAGCCUCCCCAUGACCGCCGGCAUGCUUCCAGUCUCCGUCAUUGCCGGAGUCCUCAUGACACAUACAGGCAGGUACCGAUGGUGUCUAUGGAUCGGCUGGCCACUUACCACACUCGCAUCUGGGCUCCUCGUCCUCCUCAAAUCAGAUACCAACACAGUUGUCUGGGUGAUACUGUUGAUUAUAGCGGGUAUAGGACAUGGUUUCCUUUUGGGCCCAGGGUUGUUUGCUGCGCAGGCUUCUUGUACUCAGGACGAUGUUGCUGUAGCGACGUCACUAUAUAGCUUUUUGCGCAGCUUCGGGAUGUGCCUUGGUGUUGCUACAGGAGGCACGAUAUUUCAGAAUGUGCUGAAGGGUAAUUUGAGAGAUGAUGGGUUUCCCGGAUGGAUUGCGACGGACGCGACGGCAUAUGCGCAGAAGUUAAGAAAUAUGAUGGAUACCGGGGAGAAACCAUUCAUGAGGCAGAUGAUUCAGGAUGAUUUUGCUCUGGGUUUUCAGGCGGUUAUGGUCUUGUUGACGGGUGUCGGGGCUGUGGGAUUUGGUCUAAGUCUUUUUGUUAAGAAAAGAGUUAUGAAUUGA